CUAAAGGGCACUGAUAGGCAGUACUAAUGAGGUGGCACGGAUAGGCGGCACUGAUAGACAGCACUAAUGAGGUGACACUGAUGAUGGGUACUGAUAGACGGCACUGACUGGCAUCACUGCUGGGCACUGACUGGCGGCACUGACUGGCACAACCCCUGGGCACUGACUGGUGGCACUGACUGGCAGCACUGCUGGGCUGCACUGGUGGAUGGCACUGGUGGGCAGCACUGGUGGGUGGGCACAGGUGGGUGGCACUGGUGGGCACAGGUGGGUGGGCACAGGUGGGUGGUACUGCUGGGCACAGGUAGGUGGCACUUCUGGGCACAGGUGUGUGACACUGCAGAGUGGCACAGGUGGGUGC
This is a messenger RNA of Staurois parvus, 361 nucleotides long. The record is from the annotation of a GenBank genome assembly. NCBI's taxonomy places the organism in Eukaryota, Metazoa, Chordata, Amphibia, Anura, Ranidae.